Fomitiporia mediterranea MF3/22 is the source of this 279-nucleotide messenger RNA. RefSeq lists its product as uncharacterized. The transcript is spliced from 2 exons. NCBI's taxonomy places the organism in Eukaryota, Fungi, Basidiomycota, Agaricomycetes, Hymenochaetales, Hymenochaetaceae. The record is from RefSeq and is a predicted model, not a curated record. The annotation marks the transcript as partial.
AGGUAUCACUGUACUCCUACAUUUGGAAUGGAUACAAUCUGGCAAUUUUCCAGAAAUACAUUUGUAAUGAAAAACAUUGUAGCCAGAGACUUCAAAGAUAUUCUACAGUGCACCAUACUGGCCUUUGAGGAUUUACUGCCAAAGAAAUAUAAUAAAGUGGUCCUUGACCUUUUAUUCAUCUUGGUGACCUGGCAUGUACUUACAAAGCUCUGCAUUCAUACAGAGACUACAGUUUGGUUCCUUGAGGAGACAACAACAUUGCUGGGAUACCAGGUAUGA